AUGCUCGCUGAUGAUCAUUCAAUACCAAAGUGUGCAUGGGUGGUGAAGUUGGAUCUAGAUGUGUCUUCCGAUGGGGGUGAGAGCAUGGUGGCAUGCAGGAUGUACGGACCAAAUUGCUACGACGGUGAGCCUUUCUUUGUUGCUAGAGAGCCGGAGAAUCUAAACGCGAAGGAGGAUGAUGGAUACGUGGUGUCAUUUGUGCACGAUGAGAAGACAAGAGAAUCAAGGUUCUUAGUGAUGGAUGCUAAGUCGCAACAGCUUGAUAUUGUGGUGGUUUUCAAGCUGCCUCGCCGGAUCCCGUACGGCUUCCAUGGUCUCUUCGUGAAGGAAAGUGACCUACAAAAGUUGUACUAA
Messenger RNA from Malus domestica (apple), 354 nucleotides. Its product is annotated as probable carotenoid cleavage dioxygenase 4, chloroplastic. Gene Ontology annotation, biological process: carotene catabolic process. Gene Ontology annotation, cellular component: chloroplast stroma. Lineage: Eukaryota; Viridiplantae; Streptophyta; Magnoliopsida; Rosales; Rosaceae. Gene Ontology annotation, molecular function: carotenoid dioxygenase activity. The record is from RefSeq and is a predicted model, not a curated record.